AUGUCGAAUAAGUUCAAGGGCUUCUGGAACCGCUCUUUUCUAUCUGCGAAGCGCUCCUCAAUGAAUUUUGAAAACAGAUGGGUCUUGAGAUCCGCUCUGAACUUCGCAAGUGAUGGAGAAGUAGUCAGAGAAGUAGGUAGAGAGUUCCAGAGAAAAGGACCAGAAAAAGCAAAAGCAGAUUUGGCAAAAGAGUGUUUAACACGAGUUAAGAAAAAGCGAGAAGAAAAAGACGAUCGUAAACCGGGGCGUUUAGAAGGAUUAAGUUUAAGACACAUAGAGUCAGACCAAGCGAUAAUUGAAGAAAGACAUAGAGAUAAAUUAUGA
Molecule: messenger RNA, 324 nt
Organism: Helobdella robusta
Lineage: Eukaryota; Metazoa; Annelida; Clitellata; Rhynchobdellida; Glossiphoniidae
Exons: 3
Coding region: 1-324 (107 amino acids)
Source: RefSeq, a predicted model, not a curated record